GCGAAUCGAGCGGCGGCCGAAAUCGAUCGUCCUUGAGGGAAUCGCCCCGUCGCCUGCGGCUCCGCUGGUCGCGGCGCCAUGGCCACCACCACCAGCACCACCAGCAGCAGCAGCAUCAACCCCUUCCUCAGCGACUCGGACGACUCGGACGACGACUCAGACGGCGGCGGCGGCGGAGGAAGAGGAGGAGGCGGCGGCGGAGCGGGGUCCAGGAUCCCUCGAGCCCGCGCCUCGGACCCCGCGCAGCAGCCGAGCCCCGCGUCCCGCGUCAAGAGGCGGCCACCCUCGUCUCCUGCUUCGCCCAUCUCCCCGCAGCAGCAGCAGCCGCAGCAGCCUCGGUCGCCUCCUCCUCCUCCACCGUCCGCCUCCUACUCGGGCUCCUGCCCCCCCGCCGCGGCCCCCUGGCACUGCGACCCCGCCGAGCCGCCGGGCCACGGCGGCCUCCUCCCCCCCGCGCCGCGCGUCUCGCUGGACGCGCUCGCCGAGCGGCUCCUGCAGGAGCAGCUGCUGCUCACCGCGCUCGAGCUGCACACCGAGAUGGCGGAGAGCGGACGAGAGCUGCCGCGGCUGCGAGACUUCUUCUCCAACCCGGGCAACUUCGAGCGCACUCCCGCGGGGCCCCCCGCCACCGCUUUCGCGAGGGACGCGGGCGGCCUACUGCCAGCAGCAGCAGCAGCGCCGGGGGUGCUCAACCGGGCCGGCAGCGCCAGCACGCUGGACUCGCUGGAUUUCACUCGCUACUCGGACGACGGAGGCCGCGAGACGGAGGAGCGCGUGGCCGUGUUGGAGUUUGAGCUGCGGAAAGCCCACGAGACGAUUCACUCGCUGCGCGCCAACCUCACCGAGCAGGCGGCAGAUUCGGAGCUCCCCGCGGCGGAACCGGCAAACUACAGCCGGGAGGCGGCGGUGCAGGAGCCGAUUCGGCCGCUGGAGAAGAGGGCGCUCAACUUCCUGGUGAACGAAUUUCUGCUGAAGAACAACUGCAAGCUGAGCUCCAUCACCUUCUCUGAUGAGAACGACGACCAGGAUUUCGACGACUGGGACGACGUGGGGCUCAACGUGUCCAAGCCAGCCGACCUCCUCUCGCUCUACCGCGAGUGCGUGGCGCGGCACGGCAGCGCCGGCGCCGCCACCGCAGAUGCCAGCGUGGGCCCCGCGGAGGAACCUGGCCACACCGACGCCGUGGGUUCCGUGGCGCUCAUCAAGGAGCUGCAGGGGAGGAUCGGAUCCCUGGACCGAGAGAACCAGAGCCUGACGGUGCACAUCCGCAAACUCGAGAGGGACCUGGAGGCCUUGCAGAGCCCCCACGAGUGGAGCCCGGCCCCCAGCCCACGAGGGGCUGUGGGGGAUCACAGUGGCGGGGAGGCGGUGGACCCCCGUGAUGAGCAGCCGCCGACCGAGCGACCGGACACCCGUGCCAAGCUCUCGGGGAGGUCGGAGGUCACGGGCAAGGGGUCGGUGGGCGCGACCUCCUCUCAGACGGUCACUCCGGUGGCGGCGGCGGCGGCGAGCGGGCCGGAGGGAGUGGGGGACCGCGGGAACGGGGGGCCGAGGGCGGACCCCCAAGUCGUCUUCGACAAACCCGACCGGAAGCUGCCCCCCGCGUUCCACCAGGCCCUACUGUCCGUGUGCCGCACGGCGCCCGCCUCCCGGCUCAGCUCCGAGGUGUCUCAGAUCCCUGGGACGGAGCGGGGGGCCCUGCUCAUGCUGAGUCGCUGCCUCCCACACAUCGUGCCCAACGUGCUGCUCGCCAAGCGCGAGGAGCUGAUCCCCCUCAUCCUCUGCAGCGCGUUCCUCCACCCCGACCACAAGGAGCGCGAUCGCCUCCUCCACAUCCUCUUCAACCUCAUCAAGAGGCCCGACGAGCAGCAGAGGCGGAUGAUCCUGACGGGCUGCCUGGCGUUUGCGGUGCACGCCGGCCCCACCAGGGUGGAGUCUGAGCUGCUGCCACAGUGCUGGGAGCAGAUUAACCACAAGUACCCGGAGCGGCGUCUGCUGGUGGCGGAGGCGUGCGGCGCGCUGGCCCCCUACCUCCCGCGAGUUAUCCGCAGCUCGCUGGUGCUGUCCAUGCUGCAGCAGAUGCUGAUGGACGACAAGACGGACGUGGUGCGGGAGGCGGUGAUCAAGAGCCUCGGCGUGCUCAUGGGCUACAUGGACGACCCCGACAAGUACCCACAGGGCUUCGAGCUGCUGAUGAUGGCGCUGGGCGACCCGGCGGAGCGCGUGGUGUCCGCCACGCACCAGGUCUUCCUGCCGGCGUUCGCGGCGUGGGCCAUGGAGCUGGGAGAGCUGGAGCCGCACCUCCUCCACACACUGCUCAGCCGGAUCGAGACGCUGGUGAGGGAGGCCGAGUACGGUCUGGACGAGCGGCGCCUGCACCUCUACCUCACGGCGCUGCAGUCGCUCAUCCCGCCGCUCUUUGCCCACGCGCUCGUCCACUCGCCCUUCGCCGAGACGGCGAGACAGGGCCCCGCCACCUCGCCCAUUGAGGUGACGCGCUUCCCGCGCCCGGCGUCGCUGCUGCAGGACGUGGCGACGCUGGUGGGGAGCCGCGAGCUGCUGGCGUCGCUGCUGUGCCACUACGAGCAGCAGCUGCAGCAAGGUGGCACCACGGGCUGGGCCAGCCUGCUCUGGGUGGUCAACCAGCUGCUGCCGCGGCUCAUCACCAUGAUGGGAAAGAUCUCGGUGACGUCGGCCGUGAGCGUGCACGAGUUCUCGCGCUUCUUCUGGCGCCUUUGCCGCACGUUCGGCCGCACGUUCACCAACACCAAGGUGAAGCCGCAGUUCCAGGAGCUGCUGCGCCUCUCCGAGGAGCACGUGGAGUCGUUCCCCAACAUGGAGGACCCCAUCCUCACCAAGGCUACGGUGCCCAUCUACGCCACGGGGGUCCUCACCUGCUACAACCAGGAAGAAGACCGCAAGCUGCUGACGGGUUUCCUGCAGGACGUGCUCACCACGCUGUCACUCACCUCCUCCCCGCUCGACAGCCUCAAAGCAGCAUUCCUCGAGCUGGGGGCGAACCCCGUGUAUCACGAGUCUCUACUCACGGUGCUGUGGUACGGCGUGGUGCACACCUCGGCACACGUGCGCCGCACCUCCGCCAGCAUGUUCGAGCUGCUGGUGAAGGGAGUGAACGAAACGCUCGUGGCCCAGCGAGUGGUGCCGGCGCUCAUCACGCUCGCCAGCGACCCCGAGAUCUCGGUGCGAAUCGCCACGGUCCCGGCGUUCGGCACCAUCAUGGAGUCCGUGACGCAGAAGGAGCUGCUGGAGCGGGUCAAGAUGCAGCUGUCGUCGUUCCUGGAGGACGCGCAGUACCGCGACGCGCACGCGCUGCACACCGAGAUCGUGCACUCGUUCGGCCGCGUCGGCCCCAACGCCGAGCCCAAGUUCCGCGACGAGUUCGUGAUCCCGCACCUGCACAAGCUCGCGGCCGCCAACAAUCACCAGCACAACGAGGGCAAGCGCAUGGGCAUGGCGCUGCAGCUCUUCGAGGCGUACUCCGCCCUCUCCUGCUGCUUCAUCUCUGACGAGCUCAUGACGACGCACUUCCUGCCGGGGUUGCGCUGCCUCCGUUGCGACCUCGAGUUCCUCUCCCCGGAGCACGAGGUGAUCGUGGCGACGAUGAUUCGCGAGUGGGAGCUGAAGCUGGAGGCGAAGAGCAGCGCGGACGCGAGCGGCCUCUCGUUUCCGGCCGCACUGGGCUCGGCGGAAGACGCCAAGACCAAGUUCCUGAGCAAGGUCGGGCAGCUGACGACCUCCAGCGUCAUGCUGGCCAACGUCUUCCAGCGCAAGAAGUGACCCCGCCCCCCCCUCCUGCGGGGCCACGCCCACUUCCUGCGCUCAGCUCCCCCCCCCCCCACAAGCCGGGCCACACCAGCCCCCCGGUAGCCGAGUCUUCUCCUGCUCGUGCCGGAGUGUGCGAUGGUGGUGCUUGUGGUGUGGGGCAGUAUUACUGGUGGUGAUGGCGUGCGAGCGAGUGGUGUGCUGCUGUACGGGCACUGGUUGUGGUGUGUCUGGGUGUUGUGGUGUGUGGCUGUUGUGGUACGUGGGUUAAAUCGGCGUGGUGGCGGUGGUGCCGGCAGUGCCAGGAUGAGAGUUACGGUCGUGUGUGGUGGGGCAGGACUUGGAGUGGUGGCGGGGAAAUAGACAGUGCUGUUUGCUGUGGCGAGAUGUUUUCUACCUCGCCUGUUAUACAGGCGGUCGUGGGUUCCAUCCCGACCCUGAACGCUUAUGUAUUGGAAGUUUGCAUGCUAUCCCCGUGGUCGCGUGGAUUUUUCUCCGGCUUCUCCGGUUUUUCCCUCCACAUUUAGAAACAUGGCCAGGCCGCUUCUGAAAAAAAGCUCUUUAGCUCAGUCGGCCUUACCUAGUAAAAUAAAAAUGGUUAGUAGCUGUCAGUUCCAUUUGGCACCUGCGGUGGGGCAUGGAAGUGAUCCGAGUCUGGGUGUCGACGUUAUGACGAUGCUGGCUAUGACUGUUGUGCUGUGCGGCUCUUCGGCUGUUGAUCGGCGUGGUACAACCUGGACACGGCCCAGGGAGCGGAACGCUUUUGUCUUUCCGUCCGCGUAUCCGUCCGUCACCGGCGCGGUGAGACCGGCGCACCGCGAGCGGCAAAUACGCAGCGGGCAGCACCGUAGCCCCCCGCUUGGGGGGUCUCGGCCACCUUCCCCCCCGGGCCACGGGCGUACAGGCCCCCCCACACCUACACAUUAUUUAUUGGAGCUCGUGUGCAAUCAUAAUGGUACGCCGGUUUAUCGCUUAUUUAUUAUUUAUUCGGUUGGAUUGUUGUUUAUUUUUUUGCUUUCGGAUCCCCCCCCCCCACCACCCUGUGGUGUCACGAGAUGAAAGAAGCAGCCGGAGAGCUCGUGGAGCAGUGCAGCGCCGUCGCGUUGUAGAACGGCUCCACACAAGCGGGUGUCACGGAGCUACCGCCCGAGGCCCCAUUCAGUUGGUCUCUGCUCCCCACACCGUCGCGUGCGACACUUUCUCAUUCGCCCUGCCACACGCCGUCAUAUUCGUCGCAUGACAGGCAACCUGAUAUUUCAAUUCUCACGGCUGCAAGUCAGCCAAAUGAAGUGCCGGUCCAAAUUCAACUUGUUGGGGUCUUGGUCAAGUGAAGAGGCUGUCACGGCUAACGUCAGCGAUGCGAGCACCACCUCGCCAUCGCUUCCUUCCUUCUGCCAGAUGCCUCGGCUAUUGCACAGGCGACGCUCAACAUCCACAGUCUGCCCGUCUGGUCUCUCCCCCACCGCCUGCAACGUCUGGGUUCCUGUGGGUUUCUGGUGGGCUAGUGUGGGUUUUUUUGGGUUGCUGUGGGUUUGUUUGGGUUGUUGUGGGUCCCUGUGGGUUUGAGUGGGUUGUUGUGGGUCCCUGUGGGUUUUAGUGGGUUCCUGUGUGUUUGUUUGGGUUGCUGUGGGUUCCUAGUGGGGUAGUGUGUGUUUGUUUGGGUUGCUGUGGGUUCGUGUGGGUUUGUGUGAGUUUGUUUGAGUUGCUGUGGGUUGCUGUGGGUUCGUUUGGGUUUGGGAUUCUUUUGAGUUCGUGUGGGUCCGUUUGGGUUUCGUGUCAUCGUCAUGAAGGCGAAUGGAAGAUGGCACUGUUAGAAUUGUGCAUUAAUAUCACUUAUGGCUGCCAUUGUAAUGAAUAUUUGUGAAACUGAAUGCCAAUAAUCCAACAUCAGCUUGGGGAUAUUUUACAGCACAAUGCACCUGCAUGCCAAGGUGCGGUACAGCGGCAGUGGGCACGUCUGCUUUGUAAUGCGACACAAGGCAUCCUGUUAUCGGCAGAGGACGAAAGAGAGGAGUUUAGCUUGGACAGGGGCUGGCAGUCCGCUAUUCAAAUGGCUGGGGGAAGGCAUUUAAAUCGGACCGAUUUGGCAAUGUCCACGUCUGCAUUGAGACGCAAUCUCCGCUCAAAGCGAAACGGCCGCUCCCGCACUCGUCCCACCGAGUUCACGAAAGCCAAGCGACGGUACGCGUGCUGCACAUAUGUGUACGUGUGUGCGUUGAACUUCUUUCGCGCUAUACGUAGCCAGUCGUGCUACUCGAAGGUGCGGGGGAAGGACAACAACCUAAACACAAAAAGCAUUUAAAAAGAAAUGAGUUCACAUUCGAGAUGAUUUAAAAGUGCAUAGCUCACAGUGGCGCCAUAAUAUCAAAAGGAAGAACGUUCCAGGCGGCCGAAGGAAACGCAUCCGAAAGCGCGCGAUGCGGUGACCGCGUCUUUUUAAUCUGAUGCCCGAUCCAAAAGUCGCUGCUUGAUAAGUCGACCGAGACGCCUGGCGUUUGUACUCGGUGCGGUAUCAGCGUCCGCGGGUCUCGGCAGCUGCAGAGGAAUCACAAAAAUCCCCUGGUGCACGUUCGUGUCUCCCCAGUGAGUUAAAGGGGGCCUCUCCGUGUGUGUGUGUCUGUACGUAACGCAUCUACGCAUUUGUAUGUACUUGUUUGUGCGUGCAUACAUUUUAUAAUGACUUGCACUGUACAUAUAUUGUUGGUGUAUCCUUGAUUAGUUGAGCUGAUAACAUUUGCGAAAAAGGUAAACGCAUCGUCGUCGCCAAGGUUCUUCUUCAUCACCAAAGGCCAUCCUGGUCAAUUGCAAUUCGUGGCAAGUUGUGUUGGCGAUUCCAAAGGCAUAUUGAUGGACAUUGUAAUCAGCACUUCAACAACCAACGUAUUUAUUGCAUGCUCUUUUUAAGAGGUUAAAAUCAUUUUCAGGAAUAUUGUUUGUGUGUGCGUGCGUGCGUUGUGGGGAGCGGCGGCGUGGCGGUUAGUGCACCGGCGCUACGAACCCGGAGACCUGAGCUCGAUUCCCGGCCAUGGAUAACAUCGGUGAAGAGAAGUGUCGUUUUUAUCUGUCCUGGUUUUUUCCCACGAUCAUCGUUUUGUUGACGAACCUGUCCUGGGAUAUCUGCCAGUCCUCCCAGGACAGUCAUAGUCCUGUUGCGUUGCGAUGCUUCCUAAAGCAGUGCAUUCACGUGAAGUUCUCCCCUCUUCCGCUAUUGCGAGAUAUAUUCUCGAUCUUCCCAUGAUCCACCUGGCAUCUUUGAGCACUUAAAAGGUGGCAACCCUUGUGGCGAAUGAUAUAUGAACUGGUCCCAGGCCUCCCCUAGGUCGAGUCAGCCUUAAAGGAGUACCUGGUGCAAUGUGCAAACAUCAGCACUGGAGAGGUCAAGGUGGACGGGUGGUGCUGUCCAAAUCACCCCCUCGUGCGUUGUGCCGCCCUUAAUAGGCGCUCGCUAGCAGCACUUACCCCACCGGUCUGCUAAAGGGUACAUGGGGGAUCUUUGUCUUUUGUGUUGGGGAAAAUGUGGGUUGGUGGCGUCGCAGUGGUUCGUAUACCAUGCCACCAUCUCGGCAACCCAGGUGCAAUUCCGAGUCUCUCACAAGAUCUGCGGGAAUAACAGUCUGAACAUCUGAACGAACUCUUGGCCUUCCCAAGAUCGACGAAGCCAAGACUCGCUCCCUGGUGUGAUGUCUUCUUUGGCAGCGGGGAGACAUGGUAGACCGACGUGCAUGCUCGAGACACCUUUUGCACUGGCAAAACCAAGCCGAGCCAGCGUGGGGCCAUGACGGCACGAGUGGUUGGCUAUUUGCCGAGCCGAGCUGGAACCAGACCGUAAUACGCUGGCCUCGCAAAGACAUCUGAUGCUGGCUCAGAGCCAAGCUGGGCCGGGGGGUGGCGCUUAAACGACGAGCCCGUUGCGUGUGACGUCGGUCGGUACUUUGUGAGGACGCGCUGUCUUGGGUUCUGCAGUAGAAAAACAACCAGGCUCUUCUUGAACCGCGCGGGCCCUGGCUCGGCAUGGCUCGGUUGUAAUGGGUAGUGCUUUCCACGCUGACCCCACUUGUGACCCUGAUAGGUGCUAACUAACAGCAUUCGUUGCUUCCGUUUGUAGAGAGGGGGUCCUUGUGUUUUUUGCCGGGACAGAAGUGUGGUGUGUCGGUUGAGCGGUGUUGCCACUCACGAAUGGUGCUCAAUGAGCCAUGGCAUGGUGGCUGAGCAGGCCUGCGAGCUGACACUGGACGGACGGUUCAACUAGAAUUUGUGAGACUCCCGUGGCAGUAUAGCAAGUGGGUUCACGAACCCGUCUGUACGGACCUUAUGGGCGUUAUCCCCUCAUAUGAGUGGUGGGUUUUCUCCGGGUUACUUCCACACAACGCAAAAAGGAAUUGGCCAAACAUCCCAAUGCGACAGGACCCUCUUGAAAGCGAGUCUUGUAGCUCAGUGGGGCUUUACAAAAAAAUAUUUAGUGCAAUUGCAAGGUGUUUCGAUUUAGGUUGUGUGCCGCUGUUGAUUCUGCCGUAUGUAGGUGAAACAGUGAGAGAAGCACAUGUGGUGUGUGUAUGUGUGCGCCGUGCCGGCCUUCAUAGGUGCUCGCUAACGGCACUUGCCCCAACGGUCUGUUAAGGCUGCAUGGGGGACCUGUGUCUUUGUCAGUGGCUUAGCUAUCAGGUGGCAGGCGGUGCGACCGCCCCGGUGACCAGGGGCCUGGUCACCGGCUAACAAAGUGGUGGGGGGGUUGCUGGUGGGGACUACAGAUGGCGGUUGGCUGCUGGAAGCUCUGGCGUAGGCAAUCGUACAAAUCCUGGAGGUGCACCGGGCUGGCUUGCGGCUGAACUGAAUCCUGUGCUGCUCCUCUCGGCAGCGUGCGCUCACGCGGGAGUCGCCCGUCGCGCAUGUCAGUGCACUGCUGGACAAUGGCCUCUCUGUGGUAUCUGGAUUGUGGCCGUUAUUUGACCAUACUUGACCAUACUUGACCAUACUUGACCAUUCUUCACCAGUCCUCCGCACCUCCAAUUAGCACGGUUGGCUACGUAUGGUAGAGGCCGACCGAAACUGAAUUUAUGAUUAUGCCGAAAGAGGCCAUUUGGCAACUUUCGACGCCGAAACCGAAACCGAAUUUCGGUCGGCCUCUAACGUACGGUGCGAAAAAGGUCAACGUCCGUACAUACACACUGGUCAGCGCGGGUUUGGUGAAAGCGAACAGUAUAAGUGCAGUACAGCGGUCCAUUUUUCAGCACUCUGCUGCUACCCACCACGUCGCACCGUCUGCACAGCGGUCAUUCAUUCGAGAGGCAAGCAGGCCCCAGGCUGCUUAGCUUUCGAGAAGUGACGGAAUUGGGCGCGUCCCAUGCGGUUUGGCCACAGGCCGGCCCCAGCCACGUCUCAACACUGAAGCUGGCCUGCAACGCAGUCUCCUCCGCCUCUCCCUGUUGUAAAUGUAAGUUGACGCCUGAUGUCAACGUUACAUUUCCAUUGCUCGUGGCUGAUGGGAUGUCUAAAACACUUUGGAAGGUCAGAUAUGUGAAGGAGGCGAAUCGCUUUGUUAUUUAUUUUCUCCACAACAACGUGGAUGAUUAAUCUGUGUCUUGCUGAAUGUUGUGUCGAACUAGGACCCAUCGCUAACAGGAGGGGGGGGGGGGGUCCUUGCCUAUAAACGACCAGCAGUUUACCAGCACUGGUUCAAACAAGCCUCAUUCUGCUGCUGCUGAGACACUGGCUGUCACAACUGGUCCAGACUUUUACUUGCGUUGAAGUGAUGCACUCCCAGAAGGCCUUGCGGUUGAUGGGAUGUGUAUGCGGUAUAUAGUAAGACUUGUAGUAUAUUUCGUGUGGACAGACAGAUUGUGUGAAGGAGGCGAUUGUCUCUUGUUUAUUUAUUUAGUUUGUUUAUUUCUUGGCGAUCCGGUUGACGAGGCCCUUUCACACGAGAUACCGCUCGUGUGAAAGGGCCUCGCUGUCCGCCCGCAACCCACUUGCACUAUUCCAUGUGUCUCUUAUUUAUUCUGCGUUCUGCGUUGAGUUUUUCGUUCAUUUGCAGCCCUGUGAUCUGUGUGUUGUCUGUCCGUGCGCACGGACGGAUCGCCGUGCAACGGCCAAGCACCAUUGCGUCCCCUCCGUGCGGAGAAACACUAUCACGUGUGUCCAUUUGACCCAUACGUCACUGUGCUGGUCAGUGGCGGGUUUGGCGAACGUGGGGGAGUGUAGACCUGGAGGGAAUAUGAGUACAGUACAACGAUGGAAUUCUUCAAUACUGAACCUCUGCCGACCGCUGCGUCGCAGAGCCCCACAGUCGCCGAUCGCAGCCUGGCGUGCGUGCGUGGGUGGGUGCGUGCGUGGGUGCGUGCGUGCGUGGGUGCGUGGGUGGGUGCGUGGGUGGGUGCGUGCGUGGGUGGGUGCAUGCGUGGUAGUCACCCACAAAAGCACUACCCGCGCUCCUUCCGAUUAACCAAGCCCCGAUGAGAUCGAGAGCAUCCCCCGGUGAUCUGGUCGCAGGCACUUUGUUUAAACGGAGCGACAGGGGCUUUCACUUCCGCGUGACUGCACUUGCCCGCGAUGAGCUCGGCCUAAGCACUCCGUUGUAAGCUUGUACACUACAGCUGCCUCUUGUCUCGCCCAAAGAAGCAAUGUGGAAUUUAUUUCACGGUCACAUUUCCAGCGUUUGGCACUUCAUGCAUGAGUCUUUGCAAAACCAAAAAGAAAUCCAUGCAUUUUCAGUGGACAUGUUGCAUUUCUAUCCGGUUAAUGGUCUUUACGUGCUUCAAAGUGAUCAUCGUCAUCAUCAUGUCACUGUCUUUCCACUGCUGGAUGAAGUCCUCUCCAAGCUAUCUCGCGGUCAACCGAUCGGUCUAGAAACUGAAAUUGCAGGUAACCAUUCCGUUAAAUCUUGACUUAAAGCUUUCAUGACUGCAGGAAUUCAUAUUCUUUGGGUCUUUCUGUUAAGUCACCUAGAUAGGUUCAAAGAAAAUAACAAAAAACUACGUUAUUUUCUUUGAACCUAUCUAUGUGACUUUACCGAAAGACCCAAAGAAUAUGACCAUUCCAGUCUCUUGUCUGGCAAUGCGUUGGGAUCUAAAUGCCAAUGUCGAGGUAUGCUUGGCACGAGAGGACUUCGUCACAGCUGACUGGGGACCGUGGUUGAGACUGCGUGACGAUUGGGGAGGGGGGGGGGGGUACAAAACCAUUGGUGUGGGUUGUCAAAGAUAAAUGCCAAACGUUGCUAUUGUUGUCGUUUCCCUGCACCUCUGCUUAGCACGGUUGGCUACGUGAGGUGCAAAAGAAGUUCAACAACAUGCUUCUUGCAGGCAAAUUAUUCAUCUGUCUUGGUCAGUGUGGUGUUAGUCCGUACAUUAUGUCGUGCGGACUAACAGCACAACCAUACUGAUCGUACACGUGCGGCAUUGUUUCAUAUUUCUGUAAUGCGACCAAAACUGAAAGCGUGGAGGAGAUGUAAGCUUGGAAUUACGUUACAAGGAGGAACACAUGGACGAGAGAGAACAUGGGCAGGUUGGAGACGUCGCAUUAGCUGUUUAGAAAAUUGAGCGGGCCUAGGCACAGACGCGUCAUCAGCACGGACGAUGUUCCGGUGGUCGAAAACAACCAAGGAUUGGCAACCAAGGAGAGAGAACGCAUCAGAGCAGACGUCCGUUGCGGAGAUGGAGCGAUGAGAUUUCCCCGUGUGUGCAGGUGCCAGCUGGAUUUUAUUUUUACACCGCGAGACCGCGGCAGACAGGGGAAGGCUUGGGGAGACGAUCGUCUAGCAGUGGAGAAAUCGUCGCCGAUCGAGAUGACGACGUGACGUUCGUGGUGUGCAGGGUUCACUCGUGCCACACACGCGCCUAACGAUGACGCCUUUAAUUGCCACGCCGCCACCCGAGCAACGCACGAUCGACAGUUGUGGCCUCUGAGCGGCGUGCGCGGACACUCCGUCAUCGUUCGGACGCUGCGCCGUUUGGAUUUUUAAAACAUUUAUUUUAUCUGAAAUUAUAACACUAACGCGUGGAAAUCUUAAUAGAUUUCUGGUUGUGAAGACCUGCUGGGAAUCUUGAUGAGAACCUGCUGGAAGUUGGAGGUUGUUCUUCAAUAAACCGUUGAAAAACAAACAUCAUCGGGUGAUGAGUGAGUACCGUCUACCCGCGUAGGUUUUCGAUGGAUCUGCCGUGCAGCCCUCCGACGUUGGACCCCCACGUGUUGUUCUUCACGAUGCCCAACGUUUCGCUCCACGUGCUGUUCCUGAAGAAGCAACCCGGCAUGCGGAGCGAAACGUCCAACUGUUUCCGAACACGCGGUAGCGUCCUCCCGGAUCCAGGCGAGGUUCUAGGAUGGUGACGGCGCUAUCCCAGAAGAGGGAUCGGGACGUGAGUGGAUGGCGAGAGUGCAUUGUUGAGGUCUUGGUUGAUGAUGGGUGGUAGGUGGUUGUCGUUGGUUGGGAAACGUGUACAUUCUCGUGACGUGCGUGUCUACAGAACGUAAGCCACAACGGGAAGCCAGGGGAUUGGUGUAUCGGUUUCAGUGUUCCAGUUAUGAUGCCCUUUGCGUUAUUCAGUGGUGCAUCGCGCACUUUUGUGCACGAGCUCCCGGACCAUGCUGGAGCACGCGUGCUUUAGGCCAUCUUCAGCGGCAGGCCAGUCAUUGCUGUGCCGGAUUUGUGCUGGCAACAGUUUUCUACGAGGGUGGUGAGGGCAACGCUUUGU
Messenger RNA from Lethenteron reissneri (Far Eastern brook lamprey), 12467 nucleotides. RefSeq names its product RAB11-binding protein RELCH homolog. Gene Ontology annotation, biological process: intracellular cholesterol transport. NCBI's taxonomy places the organism in Eukaryota, Metazoa, Chordata, Hyperoartia, Petromyzontiformes, Petromyzontidae. The record is from RefSeq and is a predicted model, not a curated record. Gene Ontology annotation, cellular component: trans-Golgi network; recycling endosome. Gene Ontology annotation, molecular function: protein binding.